AAAAAAAUCAGAAUACUUACCAUGUAAAAGACCAUCUAGAAAAAUUAUACCUGUCUUUGUCUCUUUUGACCUUUAUUUUAUCAUAUUAUUUUCACGUAUAUAUAUAACUAACACACGCAAACCCCAUAGCCAUAAUAAUCAUGAAUGACUUUUUCUAAAUAAUAAUCAAAAUGGACAAAUCUGAAAAAAUAGCAUACGUUUCUGUUCUGUCUCUCCUCUCCCUCUCUCUCCUCCUCCUCAUCAUAUUCCUCUUCUUACUAUGCAGAAAGAAACCGAUCCGGACCUCCUCCGAAUCACUCCUUCCCGAAACCAAACCGGCCGGUCUAUCCUACCCCUUAACCGAAAUAGAUUCAGCAACCGACGGUUUCAACCCGCGACGAAUCAUCGGGAGCGGUCGGUUAGGUACGGUUUACGCUGCGGUUAUCCCAACUCACAAAAGCCUCGUCGCGGUCAAAAGAAUCCAUCCCGGUUUAGUUUUAAGUAAACCGGGUUCCGGUUUCUCGACGGUUAUGAAAACUCUCUCUUCCUCUCUCCACCCCAACGUCGUCUCGAUCAUCGGCUUCUCCGAAGCCCCCGGCGAGAGAAUCGUCGUCACCGAGUUCAUCGGAGAAGCAAAAAGCUUAACCGAUCAGUUACACGGAGAUUCAAAUCUCGAAUUUGAUUGGCGGAGACGUUUUAAAGUCGCGGCGGGAGCCGCGAGAGGUUUGGAGUAUCUACACGACGUCGUAAACCCUAGAAUCGUCCACGGACGAGUGACGUCAUCGAAUAUACUCUUGGAUGAUGCCUUCAUGGCGAAGGUAUCUGAUUACGGAUUCGCGUUUUUGAUCCCGCGCGAGGACUCGGAGAUUUCUCAAGAGGGAUACUGUAGAGAGAGCGAUGUGUAUGGAUUCGGCGUCGUUUUGCUCGAGAUUUUGAGCGGGAGGAGGAGUGAAAACGGUUUGAUCGUGAAGUGGGCGAUGCCGUUGAUUAAGGAGAAGAGAUUCGGUGAGCUUUUGGAUCCGAGAGUGGUGGUUGGGGGUGAGGUCAAGUGUUUGGUGAUUAGGUUAGCGAAGGUUGCUUUGGCUUGCGUCGGGAAUUCGAGGAGGAGCCGGCCGACGGUUUCUCAGGUGGCGGCGAUUUUGAAUUGUUUGGAGAGGGAAUGUGGGGUUGUUUGAGUAUUCGAAAAGUUUUUGGGGGGUUUUUUACGAAGAAGAUUAAAAAGUUCUGUAAAUGAUUAUAUAUCACGCGGUGUACAUUAACGUAUAAAUUAGGUGUUUUAAUAGGUUUUUAUAUGAUUUAAUUCAUCGAUAUUGAUGAUUUUAUUCGGAUUAAUCUAUUUUAUGAUUCUUAUAUUCUGGUGUUAUUUGUAUUAGAAUAUAUUUGCGUGCUUUGUUCGAAACGAUAAUAGAUUACGAGGAUUUAU
Eruca vesicaria subsp. sativa (arugula) is the source of this 1402-nucleotide messenger RNA. Lineage: Eukaryota; Viridiplantae; Streptophyta; Magnoliopsida; Brassicales; Brassicaceae. The record is from the annotation of a GenBank genome assembly.